Molecule: messenger RNA, 1566 nt
Organism: Camelina sativa (false flax)
Lineage: Eukaryota; Viridiplantae; Streptophyta; Magnoliopsida; Brassicales; Brassicaceae
Source: RefSeq, a predicted model, not a curated record
AAACAAACAAAAAAAAUAAAAUAAAGAGUUGCUGCUGUUCCGAUUCAUUCAUCAUCAUCUCUUUGUUUCUUCUCCUCAAUCCUUCCAAAUUUUUCAUAAAUUCAGAUUGCGAAUUUGUUUUUUUUUUCUUGAAUCAAAUCUGUUUCUAUAGAUGAUUUCGAAAGAUCAUCUUCAUCAGGAUCCUUUUGUCACCACUACCACCACCAAAUCGUACCACAUGAAUACCUCCUCCGUAUCGCCGCCGCCGUCUUCGGCAUCGUCGAUUGCGUUAUCGCAAUCUUCUUGGCUUGAGGUUCGUUUGUUCUACGUCCGCAUCGCUCCCUGUGUUGUUCAGAACGUCCCUGACUUCCUCACCCUCCGUCACCCUCCCCGUGAAACCGGCGCCUCCCUUGAGGUUAACGGCGUUAGGGUUCCUUCUUCCGAGACGGCGUCUCUUAAACUCCGCCGUGAUAGAGUCGACCGUGAAACCUCUGAGGUGACUUACGUUAGCACUGAGACCGUGCGCGUUACCGGAUGCGUUGAUGUCGAGGUUUACGAUAACGACGAUAUGGUCUUGUGUGGGAACCUUGAUAGAAUCGAAGGCGUGUGGAACAACGGAACUGUGAGUGAUCCCAAGACUGGAUGGGGUAUGGAUUGUUACAUAGCUAUGGGCAACGGACACGGCUCGGGUCUUUCUUCUUCCUCUGCGUUUUUUCAGCCAAAGCGUGGUGCUUCGUCUCCGUCGGUGGAGGUUUAUAUAGCUGGUUGCUGUGGCGGUGUUCCGGUUAUUUUGACCAAGACGAUUCAGGCUAGUCCCAGGAGGAAGGUGGCUAGACACGUCACCCUCGAGGCUAUCCCUGAGGAUGAGGAAGUUGGCAAAGAGCAAGACAUUGCUGCCAUUGGUACUGAUUUGGCCCGGCAAAGAAAAGUACAGAUGAUGGAAUCAGAAGCUGAUGAUUACGAUGAGUCUGAAAUGAAAAUGGCACAGAGAUACUACCCAGAAGGGAUGUAUGUUGACGAGGAUGGUCAACUCUCAUGGUUUAAUGCAGGUGUCAGAGUUGGAGUUGGGAUAGGCCUUGGGAUGUGCCUUGGUGUAGGCAUUGGAGUUGGAUUACUCAUGCGUUCGUAUCAAGCAACAACGAGUAAUCUUCGUAGGAGGUUUCUCUGAUCAUCAUCACCUACCACCAUCAACUAAAAACACCCCACUUAGACAUGUGUGGAGAUCCUAAGAAGAAUCAUGACAUAGUAAAGAUAGAAUUUUGGUAGAUAGAUGUAUAGAGCUUUUGGUUUUCAGCGGUUUGUUUCCUCUCUUUUGUGUAUAUAUAAUCGGCUCUGUUCAUAUACUUUUAGUAGCACAAGAGAGAGUUCCCAUCUUCCCUUAGUCAUGUGUUUUUUUCUUUUUUCUUUCUCAAGUCUGUGUCUAUGUCGUUGCUCUUGUGUAGAAAGAGAUUUCGUGUUCUUGUUGUUGUUAACUCUGGAGUUUGUCCUUUGGUGUGGCAUAGGGAGUGUACAUGUUUCACCUGUAAUUUGGGUUUGCGUUUUGCCAGUAAACGGCAUCAUAAUUAAAUAAAAAAUAAAAAAUGUACA